CGCAGCACCUUACUCUAAACCAGUAAUCAUAAAGAGCUCACUUUUUUUGAAAAGUUAGCAAUGGGCCACACACUGUAAUCCAAAGAAGUAUAAUUCAUAUGUAUGCAGACCUCUUUCUGUUGUUGAGCUUCGAAGAUUACAGGUGUUGUUUGACUUUGCCCCUUAUCAGGCUGAUUGAAAUCAAUUUUAGCGACCAUCAGAGAAAGUUUCCUAAAAUGAAUACGUCAAUAGCAUUUCACACCAUCCAUUAGCACCGGAUUGUCAUGGGACCGCAGUCUAGUAAAUGCUGGAAAAGGUGUAACAUUCCAGGACCGUACUCCCUCCUGUCAUUUUGUGUUUCCAGCUAAUAGAUAUGUUUGGAAAACCUGCAUGAUCUCAAAUAACAGCAUUAGUGAACCAAAAUACCACAAUGAGCCCCGAGCCAGCUUUGCAGAAUAUCUCCCGAGAGCCCAACAGAUCCCUCCUUCUUGUGGAUUUAAUGGUAUAUUUGCUGGGAGCAACUAGACUUGAAAUGGCCAAAUGCCAGGAAAUGUUUCAAGAAAGACAAAGGGUGUGGUGUGUGGCACCGACUGGAGCAGACAGGCGACAAAGGAACAAGAUGAGGCAGGUUUGCUUCUCCGGAGCUUUGAGGGUUCGCCCUUCCCGCCAUGGCAACGAUUGUCUCGGAAAAGCUGGGCCACCUUUUCCUCAACAUCCAGCACUUCUGGAAGGUUCCUCGGCUCCUGGAGGAGGCGCUCCCCUCUUCCGCCUGCACCGUGGGGGCGUCGGACGUGCCCCGGGUUUUCCAGAAGCCUUAUAUCCACGCCGGCUACCGGCCCCUUCACCGGACCUGGAGGUAUUACUUCCUGUCGCUCUUCCAGCGGCACAACGAGGCCAUCAACGUCUGGACGCACCUGGUGGCCGCCCUGGUGUUGGUGGUGAGGUUCUGGCGGCUCUCCCAGGCCGUGGACUUCUGGGGCGACCCCCACACCCAGCCCCUCUUCGUCAUCGCCACCUCGUCCAUCGUCUACUCCUCGUUCAGCAGCCUGGCGCACCUCUUGCAGGCCAAGUCCGAGUUUUGGCACUGCGCCUUCUUCUUCCUGGACUACGUGGGCGUGGCCACCUACCAGUACAGCAGCGCCCUGGUCCACUACUAUUACGCCAUCGAGCCCGAGUGGCACGCACGGAUUGCUGGCUUCUACAUCCCGGGCGCGGUGUUGCUGGCCUGGCUCUCCUGUGCCGGCUCCUGUUACGCUAAAUACCGGUGCCCGCACCUCUCUUCUGUCGUGGGCCGGCUUUGCCAGGAGAUGCCCUCGGCCGUGGCGUACGCCUUGGAUAUCAGCCCCGUGCUCCACCGCAUUUAUGCCUCUUCUUCCUCUCCUCCUCCUGCCGGACCGGUGGACGUGGCUCUCUUGUAUCAUAAGUGCCACGUCUCCUUCUUCCUCAUCGGGGCCUUCUUUUUCGCCUACCCCUACCCCGAGAAAUGGUUUCCGGGCAAGUGCCAUUUCGUCGGCCAGGGGCACCAGAUCUUCCACGUCUUCCUGAUCCUUUGCACCCUCACCCAGGUGGAGGCGGUUCUGUUGGAUUAUGAGACGCGGCGGCCCGUCUACGCCCGGCUGCACGGCGGCCUGGCCCCUCUUUUCUCCUCCCUGUGCCUUCUGGUGGUGUCUUGCUGCAGCCUCACCGCACUCUACAUGACGGCCAAAGUGAAGCGCAAGCUGCGCCAGAAGCAGGAGUGAGGCGGGUUCCUUUGCUGGCGAGGGAGGGUGGACUAGAUGACCUUCCACACCCCUUCCAACUCUACAGCUGUGCGAUUCUAUGGUUCUGUGGUGCAAGGUGGGUGGGUGGCAACCAGCCGCUGAUGUCUGAGAUGUCCUCAUCCUGGACAUAUCAGGGCCCCCAUCAUUUAGGAAAUUACAUGUUUUGCUUUACACAGCUGGCUCUCUUCUUGUGAGCCUUCCUUCUGGCAGAGCAGCUGUGGGAUUAGAUCAAAAAUUCCAUCAGAGAAGAAGUGGCAUGCACACAUCUCUCUCUUGUGGGGAAAACUGGACCCUUGGAUAUAAUAGGAAUGGUAUUUUACGGGAAGCAAUUUUGUCUUGCAGGGAAAAGAUGUAAUUCACACACUGCCCCAAUACCUAAAUAACCUCCCUUGCUGGCCUUCUACAUCAGGGGUGAACAGAUUUCAGGUUUGUGAAAUCUUUUUUUUUUAAUUAGGGUCUCAUGAUUCACCAGCUGGCGCCUGGUGCAAAAAGGCAUCACUUAGGUUCAAAUUAGAUGACCCAUGUAGCAUGUUUUUAGAAGAGGUGCUCUUGCAAAUGAUGAAACUUGUCUGAUUGUUUGCUCUUACUCACCUAUGCAUCUUGCAUUAAGUGUGCUUUGUUUUGAGGCUGGUUAUUGGAAUGCAAACAGCGGCAGACAUGGCAAGUCUGGUUGCUGAGGCACAUCUCUCUGAGGAACACCACUGCCUGAGAGAAAAAUACAUGGGUUAAAAGAAUAUGCAUUCUCUUUAAUGUCCAGUUUGACCCUUAGAAUUCAAGAUUUCUUAGCGCAAAUUUUUGUGCUAAGGAGCUAAACUGAAUGGCGCUCCCAUGGUUCAGAAACGAAAAUUAGCUCUCAGUUACUCAAAGGGUCCUUCCCUUUUGGUAGUUUAAUUUAGGAAACGUAAGCCACCUUUUUUGUGGUUAUUUUAAAAAUGAAAUUGGAGUUAGAAAUCCUUGAAAAUCUACUGCCAGCAGAUCCUCAACAGAGAUUUUAUCGUAUCAGUUACUUAACUAAGGCGAGCACUUCAAGUAUGUUUGGCCCAGAAAUCAGAAAGGCACUUUGGUUGAAUGAAAGGGACCCAGAAUCCCCCAGGUCACAGUGGCUUCAGAAUUGUGGCAAAUCCAGGGAUUUUCCCCUGGACAAAUGCUGACCCCGCUCAGUGCUCACACACAGCCCCUUCGGUGCUCCUCUGUCAUGUCUGAAUAUAUUAUAGGCCUUUGAUUCUGUAGUCCUCUAAUCAAUGCCCUCCUUCUGGCUCAUCAAAGCCGACAGAAGGAGCCUUGCGAGAAAGGGUCAAGGUGGAGGACCUUUACAUCUUGCCCUUUUCUUUUUCUUUGGCUGAGAGGGUCUUUGUGCAAGAGAAUAUUCCGUCUUCUCUUGGGACCCCUGCUUACCCUGUUGGUUUGUGUGUGGCAACGGUAAAGUGGCCCUGCAGGAAACCGCCAAGUGGACUUGCCUUAAGGAGUUUGCAGGGAGGGGUGGGGUGGGGCUCCUUGGUUAUCGCUGAGUUGAAGUGUUUGCUCGAGUUGUACUGUUUGCUCCUAGGAGAGAAUAGUUUGAGCCAAGGUCACAGGUCCAAGGAUAACUGGGGACAGACAAUCUUCAAGGGCUGGCUGUUUUUAAUAAAGCAAAAUAAAGACACAGCCAGAUCCGAGGGCCGUUGCACCCAGCAGUCUUUCUUCCAGCGGGGGAUACGGGGAGCGGUCUUAGAUCGGGUUGAGCACAAGUUUUAUCCGGCUAGCCCGGAAACGUCUGUUUUGAGCCACAGCUUAGAAACUUUGCUGUUAUGGAUUUCAAACACCCCCAGAAUUCUCUAGCCAGAGGGUUUGGAGCCUUCUGGGAGUUGCAGUCCCCAAAAACCGAACGUUCCCAAGCUCUCUGAUUCUGAUUCGUGACACCUCUCCGGAGUCCUGGGCCAAAAGUUGAGCUCGGCUCCUGCUCUGUGGUUGUUGCUUAACUAGUGAUACCAAGACAUGAGUUGUGGAUCUUCUUCCUGCAGAACGUGGUGCUCAGCCACUAAGCUCCGGUCCGUCCCCAGUCUACUGCCACCACCAAACAGAUCGGUUGGAGAUGGCGGUUCUCUCACGAUCCUCCCUGGUUUCGCAGAGGUGUCACUUAUUCACUUGUUCCUCUGCAAGUAUAUCUUGAUUCUGUUCAAAACCUGUUGAAAGCUCACCUCUGCUUGUGGGUAUCUCGGCACCUUGUGCUGGUGAAUGGCAGGUUGUUUGUACGAUGCAGUGGCAGAUAUGUUGAGAGUGUUCCACCCCUGUAUUUCAUCCCCCGGUGGCUUGGAGUUGUAAGCUAAAUAAAAACUCCAGUGGACCACAGAUGCCCAGAUGCUCUUGAUUUAGAGGCAUUAAAGAAGGUUUUGCUUUGGCAUCAGCACCCAAAUGGUUGAUACAGUUUACUGCCAAGGAAAAGGAUCGCAGCCUUAAAAAGUGUAGAUUACAUGUAUUAAUUCUUCAAAGAUGGGUUGAAGUUAAAAAUAAUCUAAGUCAGUGUGUAAGUACUCUUGAAAGGCCCCUGGCAUAUGACGUGAUGUGUUCGAUUCAUAUUGGGUUGUUGUGUUCCCAUUGAAUCCGUUGGGACGUAGGCUAGGACCAGUGAAGACAUCUUGUUGAUUUCUGUGGGAUUCCAGGGCGACGAACACAGAUGGCAUCCAAUUCACUCGCAGAACCCUGCCGUGAAAUCAAGCGUGCAUAAUAGUGCAGUUAUUGCAAUUUGCCAGCUGCCAGAUGUGCACCAGGUUGCACAAAGGGGUCAAAUUGCACAACUAUGCAAAUUGCACAACUAUAGGGCAUGCAGCAAAGGGCGGUGGGGUGCGCAACAGAGAGCCAGCAAGCUGUCUCAGGGGUCCUUUGGAGCAGACUAGUGCAGGCUACAUAGGGUCUCUAAGGGUCAAAUAGAGAUCCUGUUUCUUUGCAUCCUACGUGGCAUCCACACCUUAAGCAACCCUAUUUGGUCUGCCUCCUUUAAGAAAGUAAAGAAAAGAAAAGCUAUAAAGAAAGGGGGGGAAUCCCACUCUUUAGCCUGCCUCUCCUGUCUCCACUGUAGAAGAUGCAGCAUCAUCAGCACUGCCCUAAUUGGCUUUUAAAAUACUUUUGGUUUUGCCUCCUCCCUCUGCUCUCAGAACAGAGGAAGGAAGUUAUUAAAUUUCCCAGAUAUUCCCUAUCAUUAAGUGGCUAAGCUGCCUGCUUAAUCACUAAUGAUAUGGGGAAAUUGGAACCACCUGGGAAAUGGAAGCUUGCUUUGGUUUGGUCCCAUCAACUGCAUGUGCUGGAAAUGUACCAAAAUGAAGCAAAGCUACCUGCAACUGACAGGGGCUCAGAAAAGUCCAGGCAGGGACACUGCGGUGGUGGGCUGGUUUGCUCUAGGAAAUACGUCAUCUGAUCACUGGCGAAAUGAACAAACCAGCCCAUCCUUGCAGCAGGACAGAUGCCCAUAACAUAGUAGGGUUCUGAAAGCUCAGAAAAGGUGCAAGCGUCACAAUCCCCUCUUGGGAUUGUUCCACCUCCAAAUGCCGAUAAGGAAUUCCUCCUGCUACUGCUGCUUUUCGAAAUCAUCUUUGAAAUUCUAUCGUAAAGCUAGAUUUCUGUAGAGUAGCUUUCCUCAAUCCAGAUACGUUCCAGACACAUCGGACAUGGCUUGGGUGGGAAUGAGGGCAGUUCGAAAUCCAACAUACCUAGAAGGCACACACGGAGCCAAGCCUGGCAUUUUAAAAAGCCUUGAUACAUCAGUGCGCACAAGUUGUAGCCACUGUUCACACACAGAGCACUUAGGGAAUAUUAUAUAACUAAUAUCCUGAAACGGCCAUAUUGAUUAUGAGAGAAUUUCCAAUUAAAAUAUGAAACGGAUGCCGUCAGGGAGAAAAGAUGUUUUCUUUCUGAUGUGACAGCUUCCCACAGGCAGUGAUUUUUAAUGCCAAGCAUUAAAAUGAAUGCAUACCCAUACAGAAAUGGUAAAGUGGUAUUAAUUUCAAGAAGGCUGUUCCAGGUUGCAUUUUGGAAUAUGUGAGAUUUAAUCCAACUGGUAGUGGUGCAGUUGAAUUUGUAAAGUUAAAUCUCAGAGCUUUACAAGCUUUUACAGAAAGAAAACUGGAAAAAAAAAUAUGCCAGAUUUUUGUGUAUUUCUCCCUGCUACUGUCUUGUAUUUUAUACAUUUUAAUGGGCCUGAUGCCGUCACUUGUUUCUAUAAAAUACUUUUCACAUGUU
Pogona vitticeps (central bearded dragon) is the source of this 5951-nucleotide messenger RNA. The record is from RefSeq and is a predicted model, not a curated record. Lineage: Eukaryota; Metazoa; Chordata; Lepidosauria; Squamata; Agamidae.